UGCACGGGGAGCGCACUAUCUAGCGAAGCACUGCAGGUGUGACAGCUGUUGUGCGGUGAUGAUGUAAUGUUGCUACGGAUGGCGGUGUGUGCCAGGCUCUGCGGAGUGGGUCAGUCGCGGCGGUGCAGGAGGCGACAGAGGCACAGCCAGGCGGAUCAAGAGAGCGACUCUGAGAUGGACAUGGACGAGGAGAAGGAGGAGGAGAGGGUCGUGGGCAAAAUGAAAGACGACCCUGAUGGCAGCAGCUGUCACAAGACCUGCGGUGCGGGGCCUAGUGGAGCUGGUGCUAGUGGGGUCACUGAACUCGGAUGCAGAAACUCGCCCUGUGCGGGGCCACCCCGUCCGCAGACACUGCUGGAUUUACCACCUGAGCUCUUAGUUGAGAUCUUCGCUUCUUUACCCGGCACGGCGCUGCCGAAUCUGGCGCUGGUGUGCAAGAAAUUCAGGCAGAUCCUGAACACGGAAACAGUCUGGAGAAGAAGAUGUACAGAGGAAUUUGGUAUGAAAGAUGACCUACGCAAGAUGGAGAUUGUGGGCAUAUCAAGCCGAGAGCUAUAUGUCAAACGUGUGAACCCGCAGGUGAAGUCGGGACGCUUUAUGAAGCUCCUUCCUGAUUAUGAGCAUAUGGACUAUCGGGACGUGUACACACACUUGCUAUAUCCAUAUAGACACAUCCUUGGUCUUUGGCAGCCUGAUAUAGGACCCUAUGGAGGACUACUGAAUGUGGUGGUUGAUGGGCUAUUCAUUAUAGGCUGGAUGUAUUUACCUCCCCAUGAUCCCCGUGUGGAGGACCCCAUGCGUAGACGGCCUCUAUUCCGCAUUCAUAUGUGGGAGAAAAAUAAAGCUGCAGUAGAAUGUAUGUACGGCCAUAAGGGCGCUCAUAAAGGAGACAUUCAGACUGUGAAAAAGGAUGAAUUUUCCACCAAAUGCAACCAGACAGAUCACCAUCGUAUGCCUGGAGGAAGGCAAGAGGAGUUCAGAACAUGGUUGGAGGAGGAAUGGGGAAGAACGUUAGAGGACAUUUUCCAUGAACACAUGCAGGAGUUGAUCCUCAUGAAGUUUAUUUACACCAGCCAAUAUGAUAAUUGCCUAACAUAUCGGCGGAUAUAUAUGCCCCCGUGCCUCCCUUCAGACCUCAUGCAGCCGGGCCUCUUUAAAGGGACGUAUGGCAGCCAUGGCCUGGAGAUUAUUAUGCUGAGCUUCCAUGGCUCCAAGGCUAAAGCCACCAAACUUACUGGGGAUCCCAAUGUCCCAGCAGGUCAAUUGACAUUAGAAAUUGACCUGAACCAUCCUGUGCGUCUACCUGACCUGGAGCAGCAAAGGAACAUGGAGGAACUGUCUCGUCUGGUGCUAGGGGUGCAUGAAGAGGCCCAGAGGGGUUUGCAGGGCCAGGACACACCAUCAGAGGGUGCAGAAGCUGGCCCUGCUCAGGGGGCUGAGGGCUCCGAUGUAGCUCCCCCUGCUGGAGCAGAGGAUGUUGAGCCUAGAGCUGGUGCCUGCAGUGCCCCACCUGAACUGCAACCUUUUGUACUGCCUCUGGGAGUCAUGGCCCGCAAUGAAGUGUACCCCCGCACCUGUAAGAUGUGUUUUUAUGGGACAGGCCUGAUUGCUGGCCACGGCUUUACAAGUCCAGAGCGUACGCCGGGUCUUUUCGUUGUGUUUGAUGAUGACCAUUUUGGCUUCAUCUGGCUGGAGCUCAAGUCCUUCAGUCUCUAUAGCCGACUGACAGACCAACUAUCCCACGCUCAGGCUCCCAGCAUGGAUCACUUCGAGGCCAUGCUCCGCAACAUGCAGUCCUGGACAUCCUGAUAGCAACCUCACUACUGUACUCCACUGUUUUCAUCAGGCUCAUAAUACUAUGGUAUUCAGAUUACGUUCUUUAAGAUACCCCACACACAAUCAUCAGGGACCUCCCUGUUGAUGCACACACACACGCACACACACACACACACAUUAGAAAUGGGUAUUUUAUUCAUUUUGUGUACUUGAGUACUCGAUAGAUUAACAAAGUGGCAUCUCUCUGCUUUUUAUUCAGAUUACAGUAAUUAUCUUAAACUUAAAAGUUAAACUUUUUAAUGAGGGAAAGGUUAUUGAGUUCAUAAUAUUGUAUGACCAUAUAUUUUAAUUUAUUGCCAUUAUCUUUUUUUUUAAUACAUAAUGUUUUUGACGCCUUUUCGUAUAAUUUCAAAUUCAGUAAAAGUAUUCUCAGGCAUGAUCAUGAUCGAUCCUUAUUUUCACUUCAUUUCCGAGUACUGGUGCCCAUCCCACACACACACACACACACACACACACACACACACACACACACACUCCUGCUUGCAUUAGCACUGGUAUAUUUACAGUGGCAUGCCCAUACAUGUUGUAUUAUAUUAAGCCUUACCAGCUUUUUAAUACAUUUAUUUUUUUAACCUGAAAAUGGUGAUGAGGAUGUCGUAAAAGUUAACCCUCUGAAUCAUUACCGAGCAGUGUUUUGUCCCCAAAAUGGCUUUGAGGUACUGCCAAAUCUGUCUACAGCAGGGUUGUGUGCCAUUUAGAAUUGAAGAAUAAGGAAUUUAGAAUUCCUUAAUUUGAAUUUAAAUUGAAUUUGAGUUAAGGUAGCAAACAGGAUGCAGAAUUGAAAUUUUAGUUUCAGUAGAAUUAAAAUGGAAUGAAAUCCAUAAAACUACUGUGUGUACUUUUAUAUUACAUAUUUCAUGAUAUUAUUAGCCAAUGUCUGAGAUGCCAUCUAUAUACAUUUUUAUUUAUAUACAUACAUUAUUUCAUUAUAUUUAAUAUAUUAACUUUUGUUUUAUCAGGGAUGUCCCAUUAUUGGUAUCGGAAUCGGGUCCUAUCCCACGAUCAUGUACUUGAACUCGUGCCCGUAAAAAUGCUCUGAUACCAAGAACCGAUACCAUCUGACAUAUGCCAUUACAUAAACAUCCAGUGCACAAAUUAAAAUCACGUUAUGUCCUAGUGAGAUUAUUUAACCUCAAAAUCUGUGAUUUAAUGAGAUAAAUAUAUAGUUUAUAUGGGCUUCAAAUGUGAGUUUGUGAAUAUGUGAAGCCGGUGUUGUGCUGACAUAGACACAAAUUGCUCAUACCUUUUAGAGAUCCUUGACUCAUACACGGAAAACACCAUCAUGAGCAUCACACGCUCUGUUUAUAACAGAUGACAGUAAACAUAGUGCAAAGUCACUUUUUAGCAAAUACAGACUACAUAUUUAUUUAAUUAAAUAGCAGCCUUUUGCAGUUUAAUAAUCACUUUGAGUGACAUAGCGACCAUCUUUUCCAAAGUGGGAAACGUCAGAGCUCCGUGGUCACACAAACACACAAAACACUUCAAAAUAAAAGCUCUGCCAAAAUAAAAGCUCAGUUUAUUUAAGGGAAAAAAGAAAAACAUUAAUAGAUCACUACUGUAUAGUUGUGUAAUAUUCACUGUAAUACUAAAAAUAAUCGUAAUAAUAAUUAUAUAUCAAUAAUAACUAUUAUAUUCAGGAAUGUGCCGAUACUAUCGGAAUCCGGUCCGACACUGCGCUAAUGUACUGUUACUCAUACUCGUAAAAAUUAUUUGAUACCAAAACCGAUACCAUCAGACAUACGAAUGUCAUCACAAACAGAGUACAUACUUAUUUACUUAAAUAGCAGCCUUUGCCGUUUAAUAAUCACUGAGUCACAUAGCAGCGGACUUCUUCGCUGGCUUCUUCUUUUUCUGUGAAAAAGCCGGUUUCUGCGUGACCGGCUUUUCCGGUGUGGGAAGCUCGUCAUAACAUUAGAGCAGAGAUCUUCUAAACUGAGAUUUAAAAACAUCCACAUUUUUACCACAGGAUAGAGCGUAACGGUCAACUAGCGUGUUACGGCAGUAAGUCACAGUUUGCGGAUACCAUACAAAUGAAUGGGCGGAGCCUUAAACCUGUCGUAACAAAACAGUAAUUUUAUUGUAGCCAAUGCCACACAUAUUUCACUGAAAAAGGAUUGUUUGAUGCAAUAUAUGUUGAAGAUUAGCAGACAGGUGGUCAAUUUAUUAAAUGAUGAGCCGUUUCCUCACAAAAGCAGUUUAUUCAGUGUAAUGAAGCAUCGCCGCCAUGACAUCAUUAAAAAUACCUCUUCUCUCCUUGCCAGUGUACCACCCAUAGAAUGUUUAUGGGACUGCUAUUUUAGGCUAAGCUUUGAGGCUCCCCAUAUAGAAGGCUUCUGGUCAGAGCUACUUGGUCAUAACAACACAGAAACACUUCAAAAUAAAAGCUCAAUUUAAAUAAAAUAAGUAUGACAGAUAUGUAACAUUCACUGUUAUACUACUACUACUACUACAACUAAUAAUAAUAACAAAUCAAUAGUAAUUGUAUUAUAUUUAAGCAGUAUCUAACAUCUGUGAUGCUUUGUAGUGCAGCACUUUAUUUGAUCAAAUAUAACUUCAAUGUAUUUUAGAUUGUGCUGUGAGGCUCUGAAUACAGUAUCAUGGUGAAAAUGAAUAGUUAAACUUUCAUUUGAUUAAAGUUUUAAUGAUUUUAUUUAAACACCAUUUUGAUGAUAACAUUUUAAUAAACUGUUGAUAUGCAGUUCAGAAAAAGAAAAAAAAAAAAACGUAGCAGACUGUAUCGGCAAGUACCCAAAACAAAACAAACAAAAAAAGGAUUGGUACUCGUUCUCGGUCUCAAAAAAAUGGUAUCGGUGCAUCCCUAAUUAUAUUUAAGCAAUAUCUCAAAUCUGUGAUUCUCUGAUAUGCAGCACUUUAUUUGAAAAUAUAAAUACAAAUUUGUAAAAAAUAGUAUCCGGACAUCCCUAUAUUUGAUGGACUAUGAUGGAAGAACACUUCAUUUAUCCCAAUAUCUUAAAAAUGGAACCAAACAACAUGAAACAGGCUUACAAGAUGAAGACCUUUUCAGACAACCUAGGAAAUUAUCUGUUCUUGGCCAUUUUGUUGUUCUGUUGGACUAAUGAAAUUCAUGUUGUGUGAUUGUUGAAUUUCUUCGAGUUGCAAUUCAAAGUCCAAUUCAACAAAAUGGGGCCAUGGCCAAUUCAAUUCAAAUUCCAAUGCAGGAUCUAAAACUGAGCCCAUUCUUAAAUUCUGAAUGUUGCCCAACCCUGUGCUGCAGUAGCUUUUAAUCGAUGUUAUUCAAUAAAUUGUUUCUUCUGAACAUAUUUUGUUAAAUACAGACUGUGCUUUCCCAACAUUAUGGCAUGGAAGUGCUCUUCAUUUUUUUGUAAUGUUGUCACUGAAACAGUCUUCGUCGCAUUUGACGUUGCCCUGUAGUGGACUUCAAAAAGUUAACAUUCACACUGAUAGCGAUUAAAUACGGAUGCCAAAUCACUGUCAAGGAGUUCCUACUUGACUUCCGUGUUCGGCUGUAUCAGGAGGUGGAUCACGAGAGCUUCGCUGUCUUCAAUCCCAUUGGUAGUCGUUGUGCAUUUGCAUUGCUGUUGGGCACGCUAAUAUUCAGGUUCAUGCUAAUAUUUAGAAUGAUUUGGAUUUACCAAUUAUUUUAUCCAUUCUCACCAAAACAUGAUAUGGCUUCAUUUUCAUUUUUUUUGUCAUAACAUUUUACAAACAUAACAUUACAAUUUUCACAUGAUAGUUAUUCUGGCCAUCUAGCUGUGCAGCUCUCUUCCAAGUGCUCUUCCCUGCGCAGUGUAGACAUUCAUCAGAGGCAAAAUUCCUCUGACUAUACUUUUGUAUUUCACUGCAGGAUUGAAAAAUGAAAAAAAAAGAAGAAGAAAAAAAAGAGCAAACUCAACCAGUAAUGUAAAGUAAAUGUAUACCGUAUGUACAUGCAUUAAAAGAUAUUUAAACAUUUAUCAAUAAA
Molecule: messenger RNA, 5779 nt
Organism: Xyrauchen texanus (razorback sucker)
Lineage: Eukaryota; Metazoa; Chordata; Actinopteri; Cypriniformes; Catostomidae
Product: F-box only protein 31-like
Exons: 10
Coding region: 67-1809 (580 amino acids)
Molecular function (GO): protein binding
Source: RefSeq, a predicted model, not a curated record